GCGCUCCCGGGCCGUGGGGGCGAGAACGCCGGCGGCGGCGAGCGACGCCCCCAGGCAGCCGCAAACUUCGCGGCGGCGUCCGCAGUCUGGCGAGACAGACACCUCGCAACGUCAAAUCCAAUUCCCUUCCCCUACCUGAGCGAUGGAGGCUGCGGCCGCCAGAGCGUCCCGGCCGCCCGCCCCUGCCUAGCCGCUAGCUAGGGACCAACAGCGCCACGGCGAGCGAGAGUGGAGGGGAGAGGGAGUCUUGUCUGCAAAGUGCUGCUCCCUGGUGCUCAGAGGCGGCUGCUCCAGCUCCAACUCUCAUUCAUUUCGCCGGUUAACAUGAGAGAUCAUGGCCGCCUUCGGGCUUCUCAGUUAUGAACAGAGACCGCUGAAGCGCCCGCGCCUCGGGCCGCCCGAUGUCUACCCGCAGGACCCCAAGCAGAAGGAGGAUGAACUUACCGCUGUGAAUGUAAAGCAGGGUUUCAACAAUCAGCCAGCCUUCACUGGAGACGAACAUGGCUCUGCCAGAAACAUUGUAAUCAACCCAUCAAAGAUCGGUGCGUAUUUCAGCAGCAUAUUGGCCGAGAAACUAAAGCUUAACACUUUCCAGGACACCGGAAAGAAGAAACCCCAAGUCAAUGCUAAAGAUAAUUAUUGGCUGGUUACUGCUCGAUCUCAGAGUGCAAUUCAUAGUUGGUUCUCUGACUUAGCAGGAAAUAAGCCACUUGCUAUUUUGGCAAAAAAGGAGCUGCCUCUGGCCAAGUCAGGUGUCCCUCAGGUCCCCAUCCUUAGUAAAAAGGAGGACGUUUUUGCAUAUUUAGCUAAGUAUUCUGUGCCAAUGGUUCGAGCGACCUGGCUGAUCAAGAUGACUUGUGCCUAUUAUUCUGCUAUUUCUGAAGCUAAGAUUAAGAAACGCCAGGCUCCGGAUCCCAAUUUGGAGUGGACGCAGAUAUCUACCAGGUACCUUAGAGAGCAGUUGGUCAAGAUCUCUGACUUUUACCACAUGGCCUCCAGUACAGGUGAUGGUCCUGUCCCUGUGCCACCAGAGGUUGAACAAGCCAUGAAGCAGUGGGAGUACAACGAGAAGCUGGCAUUUCACAUGUUCCAGGAAGGAAUGUUGGAAAAACACGAGUAUUUGACAUGGAUCCUGGACGUCUUAGAAAAGAUCAGACCAGUGGACGACAGCCUUCUCAAGCUCCUUUUGCCCCUGAUGCUGCAGUAUUCAGAUGAGUUCGUGCAGUCAGCCUACCUGUCUCGUCGGCUAGCGUACUUUUGUGCCCGGCGUCUUUCCUUGCUACUGAGUGAUAGCCCCAACCUCCUUGCUGCUCACUCACCCCACAUGAUAAUCGGAGCAAACAACACGAGUAUCGGGACCCCCAGUCCUGGCACCCCUGGCCCUGGUAUGAGCCCCAUGCAGCUGGCCUUCUCGGAUUUCCUUUCCUGUGCACAGCAUGGCCCCUUGGUUUAUGGACUUAGUUGUAUGUUGCAGACUGUCACUCUGUGUUGCCCAAGUGCCUUGGUGUGGAAUUAUUCCACAAAUGAAAACAAGAUCGCAAACCCAGGCUCUCCCCUGGAUCUGCUGCAGGUUGCCCCUUCCAGCCUCCCCAUGCCGGGUGGGAAUACAGCUUUCAAUCAGCAGGUCCGGGCAAGGAUUUAUGAGGUAGAACAGCAAAUAAAACAGAGAGGCCGUGCAGUAGAAGUUCGGUGGUCUUUUGACAAGUGUCAAGAGUCGACGGCAGGGGUGACUAUUAGUCGGGUUUUGCACACACUGGAAGUCUUGGAUCGUCAUUGUUUUGACCGAACUGAUUCCAGCAAUUCGAUGGAGACGCUUUAUCAUAAAAUUUUCUGGGCAAACCAAAACAAAGAUAACCAAGAGGUUGCCCCCAAUGAUGAAGCUGUGGUGACGUUGUUAUGUGAAUGGGCCGUGAGCUGCAAACGAUCUGGCAAGCACAGGGCCAUGGCCGUGGCGAAACUCUUGGAGAAAAGGCAAGCAGAGAUUGAGGCAGAGAGCUGUGGUCAUCAAAAACAAAAGAUGACAUUGUUGACUUUGGGACUGGAGGACACUGUUAAGAGAUGUGGCGAAUCAGAAGUCCUAGAUGAGAAAGAGUCCAUUUCUUCAGCCUCUCUUACUGGAUCUAGUUUGCCUGUUUUCCAGAACGUUUUGCUAAGAUUUUUAGAUACACAGGCUCCAUCACUGUCGGACCCAAACAGUGAAUGCGAGAAGGUGGAAUUUGUGAACUUGGUGCUGCUCUUCUGUGAGUUUAUCCGCCAUGACGUCUUCUCCCAUGAUGCAUACAUGUGCACCCUCAUCUCCAGAGGAGAUUUGUCAGUCACUGCCUCUGCUGGGCUGCGGUCGCCAGCAGGAGAGAAUGCAGAUGAACACUAUUCUAAGGACCACGAUAUGAAGAUGGAGGAACACAGUCUCAUGGCGCACAUGGGCCUUGGCUCAGGAACCACUAACAUUUUUGAUGACGUAGACAAGAGUGACUUUAAAAGUGACUUUGGUUCUGAGUUUCCAAUUUUUUCUCCCAUGCCUGGAGAAUCCUGUGAGAAUGCCAACCCUUCCCUGAGCAGAAGAAUGUCACUUAAUGGUGAGAAAUUGCUAAAGAGAGAAAAACCAAGGGAAUUAAUUUUUCCAUCAAACUAUGACCUCCUCCGUCAUCUGCAGUAUGCAACCCACUUUCCUAUACCUCUGGAUGAGUCUUCAAGUCAUGAAUGUAACCAGCGCACAAUCCUUCUCUAUGGAGUCGGGAAAGAGCGUGAUGAAGCCAGGCAUCAGCUGAAGAAGAUUACCAAAGAUAUCCUGAAAAUCCUAAACAAGAAGAGCACCACAGAAUCAGGGGUUGGGGAUGAAGGACAGAAAGCCAGGAAGAGCAAGCAGGAAGUUUUUCCAACCCCGGAAACUGUGUUCACGAAACUCCAGCUCCUCUCAUACUUUGAUCAGCAUCAAGUGACAUCUCAGAUCUCUAACAAUGUGCUGGAGCAAAUUACAAGCUUUGCAUCUGGAACGUCCUAUCACCUCCCUUUGGCUCACCAUAUUCAACUCAUCUUUGAUCUCAUGGAACCAGCACUGAACAUCAAUGGACUCAUUGACUUUGCAAUACAGUUACUGAAUGAACUGAGUGUGGUGGAAGCUGAGCUGCUCCUGAAGUCUUCUAGCCUGGCAGGAAGUUACACUACAGGACUGUGCGUCUGCAUCGUGGCUGUUCUCAGGCGGUAUCAUAGUUGCCUGAUCCUAAAUCCUGAUCAGACAGCCCAGGUGUUUGAAGGGUUGUGUGGCGUGGUGAAGCAUGUUGUCAACCCCUCGGAAUGCUCUUCUCCUGAAAGAUGUAUCCUGGCCUAUCUCUAUGACCUCUAUGUGUCAUGCAGCCACCUCAGAAGUAAAUUUGGAGACCUUUUCAGUAGUGCCUGUUCAAAAGUAAAGCAGACCAUCUAUAAUAACGUAAUGCCUGCAAAUUCCAACUUACGCUGGGAUCCAGACUUUAUGAUGGAUUUUAUUGAGAAUCCCUCAGCAAGAAGCAUCAACUACUCAAUGCUGGGCAAGAUCCUCAGUGACAAUGCUGCCAAUCGGUACAGCUUUGUCUGCAACACGCUCAUGAAUGUGUGCAUGGGACACCAGGACGCUGGCCGGAUAAAUGACAUAGCCAAUUUCUCCUCUGAGUUGACUGCGUGCUGUACAGUUCUUAGUUCCGAGUGGCUGGGGGUUCUGAAGGCUCUUUGUUGUUCUUCAAAUCAUGUGUGGGGAUUUAAUGAUGUACUCUGCACUGUAGAUGUGAGUGACCUUUCAUUCCAUGAUUCAUUAGCUACUUUCAUUGCUAUCCUGAUAGCACGACAGUGUUUCUCCCUGGAGGACGUCGUGCAACAUGUCGCACUCCCCUCUCUUCUAGCGGCAGCUUGUGGAGAUGCGGAUGCAGAGCCCGGGGCGAGAAUGACAUGCCGCCUCCUGCUUCAUCUCUUCCGAGCUCCCCAGGCCUGCUUUUUCCCUCAAGCAACAGGCAAACCUUUCCCUGGAAUAAGAUCAUCUUGUGAUAGACACCUCUUAGCUGCAGCUCACAACAGCAUAGAAGUGGGAGCUGUUUUUGCUGUCUUAAAGGCAAUUAUGAUGCUUGGAGAUGCCAAGAUUGGCAGCAACAAUGUCAACACUUUAAAGAAUGAUGAGUUCAGCAUGAGGGGUUUAAGACGUGAUGGGAAUGCUGAAGAUGCCUGGGCCACCACACAGAAUUCAAAAGCCUAUGGGAAAAGUAUUUCUAUAGAAACUGCCAAUCUGAGAGAAUAUGCUAGAUAUGUGCUGAGGACUAUCUGCCAACAGGAAUGGGUAGGAGAACAUUGCUUAAAAGAGCCAGAACGAUUAUGUACAGACAAAGAACUUAUUUUGGACCCUGUGCUUUCAAACAUGCAAGCACAGAAAUUGCUGCAGCUGAUCUGUUACCCUCAUGGUAUUAAAGAGUGUACAGAGGGGGACAACCUGCAGAGACAGCACAUUAAGCGCAUUCUUCAGAAUCUUGAGCAGUGGACAUUGAGACAAUCCUGGUUAGAGCUUCAGUUAAUGAUCAAACAAUGCUUGAAGGACCCUAGCUCUGGCUCUGUGGCUGAAAUGAACAACUUACUGGACAACAUCGCAAAGGCAACAAUAGAAGUAUUCCAGCAGUCUGCAGACCUAAAUAAUAAUGCCCCCAAUUCUGGCAUAAGCCUCUUCAACCCAAAUGGGAUUGGAAGUGCUGAUACCAGUAGCACAAGACAGAAUGGAAUAAAGACAUUUUUAAGUUCCUCUGAACGCAGGGGUGUGUGGCUGGUGGCCCCCCUCAUCGCCAGGCUGCCAACCUCCGUGCAGGGAAGAGUGUUGAAAGCUGCUGGGGAAGAGCUGGAGAAGGGGCAGCACCUGGGUUCUUCUUCAAAGAAGGAAAGAGAUAGGCAGAAGCAGAAGAGUAUGUCUCUCUUGAGUCAGCAACCUUUCCUCUCCUUGGUCCUUACCUGCCUUAAGGGGCAAGAUGAACAACGGGAAGGCCUCCUAACAUCCCUGCAGAAUCAAGUCAAUCAGAUUUUAAGUAACUGGCGGGAAGAAAGAUACCAAGAUGAUACGAAAGCCCGCCAGAUGAUGCACGAGGCUUUGCAACUCCGGUUGAAUCUGGUAGGAGGAAUGUUUGACACAGUGCAGCGGAGCACCCAGGGGACCACUGACUGGGCUCUCCUACUCCUCCAGAUUAUUACUUCAGGAACUGUUGACAUGCACACUAACAAUGAAUUAUUCACAACAGUUCUUGACAUGCUGGGCGUUUUAAUCAAUGGGACAUUGGCUUCGGACCUAUCAAAUGCUUCCCCUGGGGGCUCUGAAGAGAACAAACGUGCAUACAUGAAUUUAGUAAAGAAACUGAAAAAAGAACUAGGCGACAAGCGGUCCGAAAGCAUUGACAAAGUCCGGCAGUUGCUGCCUUUGCCAAAGCAGACAUGCGAUGUCAUCACUUGUGAACCCAUGGGUUCUUUGAUUGAUACAAAGGGAAACAAAAUUGCUGGAUUUGACUCCAUCGAUAAAAAACAGGGUCUCCAGGUCUCUACAAAGCAGAAGGUGUCCCCAUGGGACCUGUUUGAGGGUCAGAAGAACCCGGCUCCUCUGUCCUGGGCCUGGUUCGGCACUGUCCGUGUGGACCGGAAGGUGGUAAAGUAUGAGGAACAGCACCACUUCCUGCUGUACCACACGCAUACCAUGCCUAAGCCCCGCAGCUACUACCUUGAGCCACUGCCCCUACCUCCUGAGGAGGAAGAGGAAGAGCCCACAUCUCCAGUUUCUCAGGAACCAGAAAGGAAAUCAGCUGAACUGUCAGAUCAAGGAAAAACCACAGCUGACGAAGAGAAGAAGACAAAGGGAAGGAAGCGUAAGACAAAAUCCAGCUCCCGCGUUGAUGAGUAUCAACAGAGCAACAUCUACCGAGUGCCUCCUAAUUACUCGCCCAUGUCCUCUCAAAUGAUGCAUCAUCCACAGCCUGCACUGUGGGGUUACAACCUGGUGAGCCAGCCCCAGCAGCCCAGCUUCUUCCUUCAGAAUCAGUCUCUGAAUCCAGGUGGCUCCAGGUUGGACCCUGCAGGCUCCUUUGUCCCAACCAAUACAAAGCAAGCUUUAUCCAACAUGCUGCAGAGGCGCUCAGGUGCCAUGCUGCAACCACCUUCCCUUCAUGCAAUUACAUCUCAGCAGCAGUUGCUACAGAUGAAACUUCUGCAGCAGCAGCAGCAGCAGCAACAGCAGCAGCAGCAGCAGCAGCGGCUUCUCAGGCAGGCCCAGACUCGACCUUUCCAACAGGGCCAGCCAGGGGACCAGGCUGCUCUCUUUACUGCACAAGCACGGCCCUCCCCUCAGCUCCCUCAGUAUCCAGGGCUGCAGCAAGCACAGACCAUGCCCCAGGGCUACACAAUGUAUGGAACCCAGAUGCCCUUGCAACAGGCAGCUCAGCAGCAGUCUGGUGGUGUGGUCCUUUCCCCGAGCUACAAUUCCAGGGCCUAUCCAGCUACACACUCUAGUCCAGCGCUGAUGGAAAGACUCCGACAGCUUCAGCAGCAGCCAAGUGGCUACGCACAGCAGCAGGCCUCACCAUACCUGCAGCCUGUAGCUGGCUCUCAGAGACUGAACCACCAGGCUCUACAGCAGAGCCCUCUGGUGGGCGGGGGAAUUGAUGCUGUGCUGACUCCCGCACAUCCCAACCUCCCCUCGGUGCCCCUGCCUCAGGACCCAAUGAGGCCCAGACAGCCGCAAGUUCGACAGCAGCAGAGACUCCUCCAGAUGCAGCAGCCCCAGCAGGCCCCCCAGCCCCAGCAGCCCUCACAGCCCCAGAGUCAGGCCCUUGGUCUCCAAGCAAUGCAGCCCCAGCAGCCUUUGUUCCCCAGGCAAGGCUUGCAGCAGACCCAGCAGCAGCAACAGACAGCCGCCCUGGUGCGACAGCUCCAGAAGCAGCUUUCUAGUAACCAGCCACAGCAAGGAGUGACUCCCUGUGCGCAUCCUUCACACUUUUGAAUCUGAAAGAGAAGACGUGAUGUUUAUGUUUGCACUGAAAAACAGAAAAUCAUAUUUAUUAGUCAUCAUAAGAAGUCUUCUUUGGUCUUUGAGUUAUUUAUGUUUUCCUAUAUUUUGUGCUCCAUUUCAUGCAGAGGUAUUUAAAUAAGUAAAGAAGUUGUGGUUUGGUCUUAUCAUAUUCAAAAUAAGUUUUAAAAUGUGGAUCAUGCAGGCCUACUCCAGAUAGUGUGGUGGCAGACCUUUUGAAACUGUUGCUUUUUUAUCUCAUAUUUACAUAAAGAAUGAAUUACGGUAGGUUUGAAUAUUUAUGUAUUAAUUAAUGAUUUUUUUUAACCUGUGGUGGACCAAACUACUGAUUUGAAAGAUAUGGCAGUUCUCACAGGAGUAUGACACACUCGCUUUUCAUUUAUUUGCAUCAUUCUAAUUUGAAAUGUUGAUCAUUUCAUAAGCACUUUAUAAACUUUGUUCACAUUUAUGAAGGACUUUGCUUUGCUUUUGUUGUGGUCCAAAGGUGCUGAAACAGAUUGUUGCUUAGUACUUCUGCUUCUGCGGGGCUUCUGCGCGAGCCACCCUGAGAUGCGUGGGAGCCUCUUAGAAGUGGCUGCACUCCCCUUUGUUUCCAGUGGCACGAUCUUUCACCAGAUUCUUCAUGGAAGUACAACAUAGAACUGCUGGAGGCUGGAAGAGCCACGGUGGAAUCGGUUCAUUUAUUAUUUACUGCCGUUUUGGUAAAAAUAACUGUCCAGUUUUGGUUCUUCAGAACCUCAUGCCAACUUGAGAAAAAAAAACAAAAACAAAAACAAGUCUCACAGCUGGCCUUGGAUUCUACUGUGUUUAGACUUGACUUGGUUUCCAGAGGCUCUGGCUCCCCAGUCCAGAAGGCUCUGGUAUUCAUCAAAGGUGUACUUACUGUUAAUUUUGUAUGGUAAGUAUUUGCUAUUUUGAAUUUAAUUAUUAAUGUUGGUGUCUGUCUUGUUGUGUAUUGCUUAUACUGUAUUUAUAAACUGGUGCAAAAAGCACAAGUAAAGUAAAUUAUACAUCAAAUUUA
Molecule: messenger RNA, 8033 nt
Organism: Peromyscus leucopus (white-footed mouse)
Lineage: Eukaryota; Metazoa; Chordata; Mammalia; Rodentia; Cricetidae
Gene: Med12l
Product: mediator complex subunit 12L
Exons: 47
Coding region: 335-6985 (2216 amino acids)
Biological process (GO): regulation of transcription by RNA polymerase II
Cellular component (GO): mediator complex
Molecular function (GO): transcription coactivator activity; beta-catenin binding
Source: RefSeq, a predicted model, not a curated record